Molecule: messenger RNA, 2031 nt
Organism: Eimeria necatrix
Lineage: Eukaryota; Apicomplexa; Conoidasida; Eucoccidiorida; Eimeriidae
Exons: 1
Coding region: 1-2031 (676 amino acids)
Biological process (GO): tRNA 5'-leader removal
Cellular component (GO): ribonuclease MRP complex; nucleolar ribonuclease P complex
Source: RefSeq, a predicted model, not a curated record
AUGUACCUGGCGCGGCGCUUCCGCAUGCUGCCGCUGUGGGGCUGCGCGGUGUCUGUACACCCCACGCAGCGCAUGCAGCGCAAGCUGCUGCGAGCAGCUAGCCAGCUAGCCACAGUUCAUGAUGCUUCUUACAUGAGCAUUUUCGAGCUGCAGGGUCCUUUGCUGCUGCUGCUGCUGCUGCUGCGCCGCUGCGGCGCCGAGCCCGCCCUCCUCGGCAGCAAGGCCGUUCGCGCGGGCGCCCAGCAGGGCCGCCUGCUGCUGCAGCAGCAGCAGCCGCAGCUGCAGCAGCUGCAGCAGCAGCAGCAGCAGCAGCAGCAGCAGCAGCCGCUGCUGGUGGCGCCCUGCGACUUCUUCUUCAAAGCUGCUGCUGCUGGAGAGACUGCGCGCACCUUGUGGGUGGUGGUGCACCCCGCAGCAGCAGCAGCAGCAAAGGCGGCCCUUGCUGCUGCAGCAGAGGCUCUGCGGCCCCCAGGCUGCUGCUGCUCGCCCCCAGCAGCAGCAGCAGCAGCAGCAGCCCCAGCAGCAGCAGCAGCAGCAGCAGCAGUACUUGGCUGCGCAUGCGGCAUUGGAGUCUCGCUGCAGCAAAUAAAUGGAAUAGCUCGUUUUGAGCUGCGGGGCCCCCGGGCGCUGCGCGCGCUGGGUCUUGCCUUGAAGGUGCUGCGGCCAUCAGCAGCAGCAGCAGCAGCAGCUGCUGCUGCUGCUGCUGCUGCCGACGCUGCUGCUGCUGCUGCUGCGGGCGCACCGGCAGCCGACGCCAGCGCCGCAGCAGGCGCGCUCUCCCUGGGGGCCCCCGCGCCCGGCGCGGCGGAAGCAGCAGCAGCAGCAGCGGCGGCGGCGGAAGCAGAAGCAGCAGCAGCAGAAGCAGCAGCAGCAGCAGCAGCAGCAGGCACCCAGGCCUGCUACUUGCUGUGGAAAGCCCUGCUGCAGCACGAGCUGCUGCGCGGCUGCUGCCCCACACUUCCUGGGGGCUGCAUCUUCAGCUUGGAGUUGGGGGCCCCCCUCUUGAGUGGGCCCUUUCCGCCGCGGUCUCGGCGUUUGCUGCAGCGCGCAGCAGCAGCAGCAGCAGCAGAAGCAGCAGCAGCAGCAGCAGGGCCCCGGGCCGCGGUUGCUGCUGCCGUCGCUGCCGGCAGAGCCCUCCCGCCCCCCGCAGCUUCCCGCCUCUUCUGUCCUGCUGCUGUUGCUGCUGCUGCUGCUGCAGUGCCUUGGAAGGUUGCCACGCGCAGCAGAAGAAGGCCAGAGAUCAGGGCGCUGCUGCAGCGGCUGCAGCAGCGCCGCGAGCAGCUGCAGCGCGAGAAGCAGCAGCAGCAGCAGCAACAGGUGCAGAAGCAGCUCCAGCGCCAGCAGCGGCAGCAGCAGCAGCAGCAAAAGCCGCAGCAACCUGCAGCAAAGAGAACCCAGUCAGCGGCCGCGCGCCAACCAGCAACAGCAGCAGCAGCAGCAGCAGCUGCUGCUGCUGCUGCUGCCGGCUCAAUUGCUGCUGCAGCACUUGCAGACGAAGAAGACUUGGGCUGUCCACUCGCAGCACCGGCCCCUGAAUUAGAGCCAGAGGCAGCGAAGUCUGCUGCUGCUGCUGCAGCUACAGCUGCUGCUGCUGCUGCUGCUGUGGAUGCUGCAGCGGCUGCUGGGGUCGCUGCAGCUGCAAGCCCCACCGCUGCAGCGGCGCCUGCGUCACCUGCCGGCGCAGCAGCAGCAGAAGCAGCAGCACCAGCAGCAGCAGCAACAGCAGCAGCAGCAGCAAAGGGGGUGAGCCUCCCCGCGCUGCUGAUAUCUUACAGCGGCUUCGGAGCGCAGGGGCCCUCUGGGCUUGUGGGGCCCCACAGGAGCUGCUUCAGAGGCAGCAGCAGCCGCAGCAGCAGCGGCUUCGAUUUGCUGCUGCCAGCAGGUGCUGCUGCUGCUCGUCUGUUCGUGCUGCUGUGUCGGUACGGGGUGUGUCCCAUAGGCUACCGGGACCGGCGCAAGCAGCUGCUGGAGUGCAGCAGCAGCAGCAGCAGCAGCAGCAGCAGCAGCAGCAGCUGCAGGCUUUCUUGCUAG